Mycena citricolor is the source of this 662-nucleotide messenger RNA. The record is from the annotation of a GenBank genome assembly. Lineage: Eukaryota; Fungi; Basidiomycota; Agaricomycetes; Agaricales; Mycenaceae.
CCGCAUCGCCGAACCCGGGGAAAUAAAUGUAACAAAUCUCCACCACCAUCAGAUGGGUCCAUCGCCCACGUCCCAGAGUCACCGAAGUUCGCCCGUUGUCAAUUCGUGUUUCUCCGAAUCUUGCGGAGAGCUUUUGUCGUUGCGGAACCUACCUAAAUGUUCGGGAGAAGCUGCGUUCUUGCCAGCAGAGAAGCUGGUUGUCACAGGUUGUCACUAUCUGACAAGGAAGCCGCCGCACCGUACCUGGAUUCUCGUGUUUUAGCAACACCGGAGACCUGACGUGAGAACCGAAUCCUAAAACAGCGGGACGGUAGACAGAAUCCGUGUGUCGAUGAGCUACAUUCACAUCCACAGUACAUCCGAACGACCCGUGUCUACAUCCUCAGAUCUCCUCAAAAUCUCUUCAACAGAUCCGAAGCAGCACUCAUGGGCUGUUGCUCCCCAGCGUCUUCCUCCGACUCCAUCUUCUUCUUGCGGCCGAAUGCCACGCCCCAGCUGUUCGCGAGAUUCGCGAACGCGCUGUUGCUGCUCGACCGGACAGUCAUCUCAUGAGACGUGCUCGGCGCCAGCGGAGACGACCGCGGCACUUGAUACGAGAUCUUUCUGUGCCUAGGAUCCCGCACGAGAUUUGCGAUCCCGUCCGUCACAGACUCGACAGGCGA